Messenger RNA from Chlorella variabilis, 534 nucleotides. RefSeq lists its product as hypothetical. The coding region runs from base 1 to 534 and encodes 177 amino acids. The transcript is spliced from 6 exons. The record is from RefSeq and is a predicted model, not a curated record. Gene Ontology annotation, cellular component: signal peptidase complex; membrane. Gene Ontology annotation, molecular function: serine-type endopeptidase activity. Lineage: Eukaryota; Viridiplantae; Chlorophyta; Trebouxiophyceae; Chlorellales; Chlorellaceae.
AUGGAGAUUAUCAGCGAGCUUGGCAGGAUGAACAAGCGGCAACUGCUGCUGCAGGGGUUGAAUCUAGGCAUGAUUAUCACCUCUGCCCUCAUGAUUUGGAAAAGCAUGAUACUGGGCACGGGCAGCGAGUCGCCGGUGGUGGUGGUGCUAAGCGGCAGCAUGGAGCCCGGGUUCUACCGCGGCGACAUCCUCUUCCUCUACCAGCCCAAGCGGCCGGUGCAGACGGGAGACAUCAUUGUGUUCAACACGGAUGGGCGCGAGAUCCCAAUCGUGCACCGCAUCAUCAAGGUGCACCAGCGGGCCCACAACAGCAGCAGCCUGGACAUCCUCACAAAGGGUGACAACAACUGGGGCGACGAUCGCAGCCUGUACCCCAAGGGCCAGCUGUGGCUCAAUCCUGGCCACAUCAUGGGAGUAGUGGUGGGGUACCUGCCGCACAUUGGCAGGGUCACCAUCAUCAUGAAUGACUACCCGAUGUUCAAGUAUGCGCUGAUAGCCAUACUGGGGGUGUUUGUGCUGACGAGCAAGGAGUAG